AGGAUGCUUCAUGUGUGAAAGAGAAAGAAAGCAAAGCAAUCGUUCGGAGAAUGUAGCUGAGGAAACUUCGCCAGUUUAAUUUGUUAAACGCGAAAAUUACAGGCUUGCAUUGCAGAAAAUGCAACUAGUGGAGAGAUGAGCACGCUAGGGAGCAUUUAGUUCCUGUAUUAGCGAACAAGCAACUUGGUCGUGGUUUAGCAUCGCAUCAUCUAAUGUGAAGAAGUUACAAAGUGAAAACUCCAGUUUGCGACGUCUGCAACUAUUCUGAAGACGUAUCCACAUCUUCAGAUUAAUGCGAUUAACAGCUUCCGAUGAGGACCAAGCAUUGUGUGUGUGUGUGGUUUUCCAUCUCUACAAGGCACCGGUCAGCAGGCUGAACAAGGUCGCAGUUUCUUCGCAAUCCGAAAGCCCCGGACAAUGGCCCUCGAUUGACAUAAAAGUGUUUCUAGGCGCGGCUAGGUUGGUUCCGUGCUGUGGAACCAAUUGGUGGGAAAUCGCGCCCUAGUCUUUUUAGAUGGAUUGUAACAUUGUGAUGCAUUUGCGGGAAAACUUCCCAAUCAACAAUGUAAAACAACAACAGUCCCGGUGCAAAGCAAAACAUAGAACCACGAUCGGGAACGUUCGCCGGAGCGGCUAGUUUCUUCGUGAUUGUAGUGGUGUGUUCAACAACGGGUUUGAAGAGAACGAAAGGCGAGAGAGUUGGAUGGCUUGGCGCUCUAGUGUGUAUUUAACUCGCGUUGUAGGCAGGCGUUCCUCGGACGUGUAUAGCUUUCUCGAAGUGACGGUCUAGAGUCCAAUUCUACAGAAUUCGUGGCUUACCUGCCAAAAGCUGUUACUGGACUGCAUGAACAGCAUAGAACAGUAACAGAAAUGGCCGGGCUUCUUAGGGUUAGCGGUCUGCAUCCCGCCGACGUGGUGGAAAACCCGAACCAAAAUUAUACCUCGUCCGAAAGUGAAUAUGGUAACAGAUUCGGGUGCUGCCGGCUGUGCUGUCACGAUGAAACCACUCUACGCGGGUUGUUUCCGCGCGGCUAUAAAGAUGAGGUUCUCUUGCGGAAAAUUUUCGAAUGCACGACUGUACAGAUCUCGUACAGCGAAGAUUCGGAUGCCUUGAUAUGCCAUGGGUGUGUGGGCAAAAUAGACGAGUUCUAUCAGUUUCGAGAACAAUGUCGUACCAACGAUGUACUGCAAAGGAACUGGAAGCGUCGCAUGAAUCGGAGCAUGGAAGCCUCUCGGUCCACACUGAUCCCGGUGAACGAUAUCAAGCACGAGCAGGACAUUGAAUACGAUUACUGUGACAUCGAUAUUGACGAUGAUCAGGAAGAUCCUGCGCGGUUCCAGACGAACAGCGGGCUGGAAGAGCCCGCAAUGGGAGAGGAGUCGCUUCCUGGCCCAACUAUGCUACUGGAUUCAUCGAUCUCGCAAGAGCAGGAGGACGGCACGCAUUGUGGUGUUCGCGUGAAGCAAGAACCGGACGAUGAAGAAAUCGACGACACGAUGUACGUGUGGAACGAGGAAGAAUCACUUCCGACUGAGAAGCAACCGGCCACUCCCACCCUGUUGCCUAUCAUCGAGAACGCCUUCAGUACCGCACCGGAGAGCCCUUUCAGCGAUGCCGUUGCGAAACACCGCCACAUCCAGUGCGCCAGUGGUCAGGUGUACCUGUUCCGGGAAGGAUACCUGUACCUACGCAAACCGUCUGGCUCGGGGAACCCUGCCGGCUGCGGCACCAGUACCGGUGCCAGCGGGUCUGGCUGGCGCUGCCGAAAGUUUGACUGUGACGCUGCGCUGCACCGAAACCGUGCCCGGCAAAUUGUGUCGAACGGCAUCCGCCAUAACCACACCCGAGAACAGCAACCGACCGCUACCGACGCCGAAGUGCUGGCGUUUCUCGGGGAGUCGACACCGAAAUCGCAGUUCCUCAAGCCAUUCGUGGUGUCGCGGAACGCAUGGAAACCGACCACCUUUCGGUACGUGAAAAACGUCCGAAAUGGAAGGUCGAUCGUUCACGACGGGUACCGGUACAGCAAGAAGCACGCCCGGGCGGAUGGCACGUCGUUCUGGAAGUGUCGCCUGAACGGUGGCACUUGCGCGGCCGGUUUGUUCCUUACGCCGAGAAAUACGAUCCGCAUUACCGGGUGCCACAACCACAAACGGCACCUCGGGAGGGAGCCAAGGAGGAAGCUAAAGUCUCACCUCGAGUAUGGUGCAGAAGAGGAGAACGGUGCGGAUGAUGCGGAGAACGAGGAGUCACCGAAGCUGGAGCCGGUCGAAAACGAUGCGCAGGACACGGAAGAGAUCAGCUUGAGUGACUACUUGAGCACGCACAUGGAAGAGAGCGAUCCUUCGCAAAUGCAGGCCACCACCAGCAGCACUGGCGACUUUGCACGGGAGCCCACCGCCGGCAGCAGUGGAGCGGCGGCGGCGGCAAAUAAGGGUGGAGCGGCGGCUCCGGGCACUUUGCGGCUGGGUUUUAACUUCCAGAUUGUGCGCAACGUGAACCAGAAGCUGCGUCUGCUCUUUGACGGCCAUCUGUACGUGAAGGAACAUCAGCGGACCGACGGUGCAAUCGUUUGGCGCUGCCGGAGGAACUACGACAAGUGUAGUGUGCUGGCGGUCCAACACCAAGCCGGCUGGGUGGAGAUCUUGGGAGAGCAUUCGCACGACCACCUGCAGGAACGCCGUUCGAAUAUACUGGUGGAACCAUCGGGAACGUUCGCUUACCGGCUCGUGAAGACGGCGCACAACCUGGAGCAGCUCAUCUACGAUGGGCAUCGGUACCAGAAGGCGGUCACCAAGGGCGACGGGUCGACCGUGUGGCGGUGUGUCCGCCGGUCUACCAACUGCAAGGAAUCGGUCGUUUUGUCGGCGGACGGCAAGGUGUACGAGAUGGAGUCGCAGAACCAUCCCCACAAGCCCUCGGAACUGCCGAUUCCGGAUCGGAUGGUCGAGGAGAACCGACGGCGGCACGCACAGGCCCCGCACGCGGCCCUGAAAGUGACUGUGGCCGGACAGAAGUGCACGUUUCGCAAACAGAUCACAACCAAACCGCGCCCCAUCCCGAUCGGACACGUGACUCGCGUGCCGAUGGAAAUGCAGCGCCAGUACUCGUACCGCAUCGGGAACACCGCCAAGGGUUACGAAUCUCUGAAACACGGCGGCUACCGGUACUGCAAGAGCCGCGUCCGUGCGGAUGGGACCAUCAAGUGGUUGUGCAAGAUGAACAACAAAACGUGUGGUGCCUGGUUCAAUAUGGAGCCUGACGGAAGCAUUCCAUCGAUCGGCAGCGUAACGCACAAUCACCUCCCGUCGGAGGAAGAUGUGGUGCCGGUGCAACGGACGCCUAAGGCGAGAGCACUGUCGGACGCGGCGGACACGAAGGAGUACCCGAUCGACGAGCGGACGUUCGCCAAAAGUGAGUGGUACUUUGUGAAGAACAUUAAGAAUGGCAGCACUUUGAUCCAUGCCGGGUAUCGGUACACGAAGAAGGGCGAACGGGUGGACAAAUCGUCGCUGUGGCGGUGUGCAUUUUUUACACGAAAGUGCCGCGCCGGCAUUAUACUGUUCCCGAACGAAACGAUCGCCAAAGCGGACCAAAGCGAACACGUUCAUCCGCCCGUGGAUAUGGAUAAUGUCGAGCAGGAGUGCGAAACGGCGGACAUGGAGGACGAAGGAGCAGAAGAGGAUGAGGAGGACUCGGGGGAGGACUCGGAGGAUGAGGAGGAACAAGAAGAAGAAGUGGUAGACAUUGGCGCCGACACGUUCGAUCUGUCUGGAGGCAUCAACGAAGACGCCGAUCCGGAGACGAUGAUGCGCUCGCUGCUCAGCACGUCGCUCGGUGUCGGAGACGGCGAUCCGAAAACGGACAGCGAUCCGAUCUUCCUCUCGAAGGAGGAAGCGGGCUACCGGUUGGUGAAGAACCGGCGCCAAACGAACAGUCUGCUGUUCCGGGGCUACCGAUACUCGCUCCAGGGUAGCCGGGCAAACGGCAGUGUCGUGUGGAUGUGUCAGAUGAACAACAAAACGUGCCGGGCAUCGAUCCGGAUCCACCCGGACGACCGGAUUGAGCUCGUUAACGUGCAGCACAACCACGGAAUGCUCGAAGAGGACAUCGAAAGCUACGAAGAGCAGCAAGCACCAGACGGCGACGACGGCGCACAGUAUUACUACAGCAUGAAUCGGUGCAAUCGCCGAUGCGUCAUCUACGACCGCUGUCGGUACGGCAAUCCGACCAAGCGCGUCGAUGGGAGUUGCGUGUGGCGCUGCGCCAUGAGCGCUGGCACGUGCCUGGCCAGCGUGCUCAUCGAGGCCGAUGGUACGCUGACCAAGCGUGCGGACUUUUACCACAACCACCAACCGCUGACCGAACUUCCGGCGCGGGUAUCUGGUCCGAUGACGGCGACCGCGAAGGGAGUGGCACCUUUGGUGAGACCAAAGGAACCGUGGAACAGUGCCAAGGCGGUGAUUAAGGGGAACAUCCUUAGCUGGAAGCAGUACCGCUAUCGAAAGCACGCGACACUACCGGACGGGACGGUGCUGUGGGCUUGCGCCACUUCCGACGCGUGCAUGGGCAGAGCGAAGGUUGUGGUGCAGGGCAACCAGAUGAGAAUACAGAGUUCGCGCAGCCACAACCACGACCCAGUGCUACCGGUCGGCGGCGGAGGCGGGCCACAACCAUCGGCAACGAGAGUGACAAAGCGCGAAACUCCCUACACACCGUACCGACGAUCUAACGGAAGAGUGGCCCUCGUUUACGAACAGAAUCGGUACGAGGUGCAAGGCCGCCGUAAGGAUGGCGUCACGUAUUGGUCGUGCCGCGGAACGAAAGUGCCCUGCCCCGUACUCAUCUUCGUUAACGCGGACGGUGAGAUAACGAAGGUCAACGAUGCUGAACAUACGCACGCUCCGACCGAUGCAGUGAUCGCGCCAGACAUGGAACUCCUCCAGCUAGACGGCCAACAAUCGUGGGACGAUUUCAUCCAGGACUACUUGAAGAAGCCACUGCCACUGUCCGGUUCGGGCAGUGACGAUCCCGACGCGCUUCAGAAACUGCCGAAUAACGUGCUCCGGUACCGUAACUACGUGUACCGGCUCGCCCUAACCCGGGACGAUGGCAUCGAGUACUGGCGCUGCUUUCGGUACCAAUCGGACGAGUGCCGUAGUAUGCUGCACUGCCGCAACAACGGCACGGAGUUGGUGGACAACCGGAACAAUGGCAUGCGGCACAAUCACGACCGUGAGGCGCUGCACGGAUCGAUACCACCGCUCGAGGCGGCGGAUGAAGACCACAACGUUUGUUCGCUCAAACUCCGCCAAGGCGAAACGUACUCCAGCUUCGGUACGUACGGGAUAAUGCGGCGACGUGGUGGUACGAAAUCGCUCGUCCACCGCGAUCGACGGUACUACCUGGCGUACACGCUGACCGACGGCGUAACCGUGUGGCGGUGCGCCCAACGCAAGCGCUGUAAAUGCCUGGCCGUGAUAAGGGUCGGAACCAAUGGCGAGAUGCUAAGGACCGAUGAGCAUCGUCACAAUCAUCCGGUUGAGAAAACGGAUAUCGCCGACAGCCCCACUGGCGAAGAUGAACCGGUGAAGACGAAGGAGCGAAGGAGCCCUGAAUUCACCCCCGUCAGGCCGACGACCGUACCGAACCGUUCGAGGGGCCGAAUGCUCGAAUCAAACGGAACGCGUCACUUUACGUACGAGGGCCGACACGGAAGGACGGUAGUCUGCGAAGGGUACCGGUACUGCUGCACCUGGCAGCGGAAGGACGGAACCGGGUUCUAUCGGUGCCUCGGGUACGGUACCCAUGCCUGUCCGAUGAAGGUGAAGGUUUGCCCGAACGGAAAGCUGUACCCACACCGUGGUGACCGCCAUUCGCACUCCGUUCCGGAGAGCUCGAGGCGGAAUUCUGGCUUCACCGUGGCCAGCAUCCCGGAACAGAAACCCGCUGCACUACUACCACCACCACCACCAGCACCAGCACCACCAGCACCAGCACCAGCACCAUUAGCAUCGCCGCGGCGAGAAAGAAGAAGUGUCGGUUCGUGGAAGAUGGAUGCGCGCGCGUGCAAAAAUUACCGGAUCGUCCCGACACUCCGGGGAACGAUGCUGCAGCACGAGGGUUUCGAGUACUGGACGCAUAGCCGGCUGGCGGAUGGGUCGGUAACGUACCGCUGUCGGCUACAGUUCAAGCAAAAAUGUCUGGCGUCGGUGCACCUGGAAAAACCUUCAAAGUUGCUGUACGUGCGCAGCGAUAUGAGUCACAAUCAUCGCGAGACCGAUGAGAGCUAUGUCGCUGCUACGAAAGCUGAAAGUGACCAGUCGAAGCAGUGUCCAGCAGUGCCGGACGAGGCCCUGCUGCCGAAAGAAUCGUCACCGCCGGUGGAGGAGUGCACCAACGGCGAGGAACUCGAGGGAAGCGCAGUGGAGCAAGCGGAUGAAGCGGACGAUGACGAUGACAAAGAUGGUAACAAAGCGAGUGACCAGGAUGAGGGUGAAGAGGGUGUGCAGGCGGCCAACAACGCGGUUGACAACGCGGCCGAUCGCGAGAGUGGCCACGCCGGGGAAAGCCAUGUCGUAACCAAAAAGUAUACAUUCGGCAAGAUGGCACCGCACAAGCGUUACCUGGUCCACGAUAAGCACCUGUACGAGUACGAGGCCGACCAGCCGGACGGGAGCAAAAGGUACUCCUGCCACAUGAAAGCGGUCUGCGAGUGCAGCGCGUCGGUCGUGCUGCUGAUUCCGUCCGCCCGGCUGCAGGUUCCGCUACGGCUUGUCCACGAGCACGAUCCACCGGUCGCGGACUACAUGAAGGACGUGAAGAUCAUUGGCCGCGGCUCGAAGGAUUUUAAGAUCAUCGAAUCUAAAAACGGCACCAAGAUGCUGCUGUUCCGCGGGGAGCGCUAUCAGGCUCCGCGCCCGAAAUUGGACGGAUCCGUCUCCUGGUACUGCCACGAGCUGACGUCGAAGGGCAGGAAGUGCUACUUGCUGCAGGAACUACUACCGAACGGUCGGGCGGCCCCGUCCAGCGAGCGGACUCAUGAUCACGUGUCGUUCGCCGAGAUGCAAGCAGGGGUGGAGCGUGCCGUCGAAGCACCUCCACCGAAGGCCGCCGCCGCCGCCGCGGACUCGGCGAAGGCACCCCCAACCCACACGAAAAUGCUGCGGAACGGUGGGUUCUGGUACGAGUUUGGGCGCGAAUGUCGUGACGGGUCGGUGCUGUGGCUUUGCCGGCGCAAAAACAGCUGUGAGGCCUCCGUUUACCGCCUCCCGGAUGGCCGGAUUCUGAAGGGCCUCAAGGCGGAACAUACGCACUUGCCGGACGACAUUACGCGAGAAUCCACCGUCAAGGCGACGGAAUCGGCAGGCGCGUCGAAGAACACUUCCGCCGGCUCGACGUCCAAAUCGCUCCUCAAGGUGAAACCGUCGUCAAAGAAAGCCGAAGGAAGGCUUUGGCACGCCGGGAAUCGCUUUUGGUUCUACUACAUGCGUAACGACGGCAUCGAGCACUGGCGGUGCAGCAAACGGCAAACGCUUGGCUGCCGUGCCGGUAUCAUUCGGACUCCGGACGGGUCCGUGGAACCGUACAAAAAAAUCCCUCACUCGCACUCUCUCGAACAGGAGGAUGCUCAGGGGGGAGAGAAACCGCCACCCGCACAGUCCAUCGCCGUCAAAGAUGAAGCGAAGGAGCCGGAUUUGGACACCGACUCGACUAUGAAACACUUUAUUGAGUACCAGAACCAUCGGCUGUUCCGCCGCUACUUGCCAGAGACCGGGAAGGUGGUGUACGAGUGUCCUCGAGCACAUUGUAACUUCAAUGUAACACUUUCGGAAGGUGACAACAAGGUGGUACAGGCGAAGGGUACAGAGCACAGUUGUUCGAGGCAAAGUUCGAACAAUUUACCGAGCAACUGGAAAGAGUCGAAUCAGGAGACGGAGCCACCGGAGCUGGUGGGAUUGUCGUCGAGCAAAGCUAAUGACGACGGUGGUGCGCAGAAUAAGGAAUCGGAUCGGGACCGAACGCCCGUUGAUUCCGCCGCAAAACGGAUCCGUCUGGACGCGAACCUCACCAAGGAGGAGCCCAAGGAGGAACCCAAGGAAAAGAAAGAGUUCGGUGGACAGGAAAGGGUCACGGAAGAAGAAGACAGUUCCGUUGCAGGCGAGCACCGCGAGACGCAUGCAAGCAGUAGUACUAACAGUCAGGCUGGUGAAGCCAUGGAGUCGGACGAACCAGGUGGUGCGGGUGAAGAAUUGUCACCACCUAAGGACACCCGUGACCCGGUAGAGAACUGUGCAGAAAAUGGCUUUCCCAGUGAUCAGCUGGAGCAAAUCUCCGAGGAUUCACUGGACGAUAUGAUCAUCGAAGAACAGUUUGUGGAUGCCGAGGAACUGAUAGAAUUUUCGGACGUGACGCCAGCAGCAGCAGUGAUAGAAGACGAGACAGUUGCUACCGAAGGUGGUGCUGGUUCUGGGGAAUCUACACGUGUGCACCCCAUUGCCGACGAGCGGGACAGUGAAUGAUGCAUCACCAUGGUGGCCGAGUGAGUAGUUUUCCAUCUGUAACGAAACCGUCGAUUCAGCAAAACUUCAAAAGUUGGGCUUUAACCCAUUCCCCGAGGAUGGAAAGCAGGAAAAUGCCACCUUUUACACUGGGUUGGUUGGUUGGUCAGUAGUAGUGGACCAACCCAACGGUGGUGGUGGUAUCAUUCUGGAAAGAAGAUGACCACAGAAAUUGUAUCAUUUAUGACCGUCGUCGUCGGAUCGCAACCUCGGUCGCAUUACGUUACGUAUAAGAGUAGGAAUUAAUCAAUGGACAAUUCUUUAACGAUGUAUGCAUUGCAUGUUACUAGUAAGCAAAAUGCCAAUUGCUAAAUUUACACAAUAAAAA
Molecule: messenger RNA, 8890 nt
Organism: Anopheles cruzii
Lineage: Eukaryota; Metazoa; Arthropoda; Insecta; Diptera; Culicidae
Exons: 4
Coding region: 871-8523 (2550 amino acids)
Cellular component (GO): nucleus
Molecular function (GO): zinc ion binding
Source: RefSeq, a predicted model, not a curated record